This is a messenger RNA of Diaporthe citri, 675 nucleotides long. RefSeq lists its product as uncharacterized. The record is from RefSeq and is a predicted model, not a curated record. The transcript has a single exon. NCBI's taxonomy places the organism in Eukaryota, Fungi, Ascomycota, Sordariomycetes, Diaporthales, Diaporthaceae. Bases 1 to 675 code for a protein of 224 amino acids.
AUGGACGAUCCAAGUCUGCCAAGAGCAGCGAUCGUUAUUUGCCUCGGACUCAGCCCGGUCUCCCAAGACAGGACCAUGAAGAGCCUUGCGAUUUGUUCAGGAGUCCUCGACUAUCUCCGGGACGUCCGGGGGCGCGGAUGUAUAAUGACAGUCAACUUCUCCGGGAGGCGCCUCCUGCAGUCCAACAGCCCCAAGAUAGCAGAGCAGUGCAUUCGCGAGGACUGCGAGGACUGGUGCGACGUCCUCGACGCGGCCUCGAGGCUGGUCAAGCGCAACGCCCCAGAUUGCACCGAGAUGGAGGUCGUGCUCGUGGGCACUGACGAGGUCCCAUGCAGAGGCGACGCGGUCUCGAUGUGCCAGGCCUUCAAAGGGAACGGCAUCCGGGUCAACUCGAUCCUGACGGACUCGACGCAGCAGACCGCCUCGCCCAUGCAUGCAGGCAUUCGGAAAACCGAGCGGUUCGAGAUCAUCUCUGUGGCGGGACCCUUUGCGGACUCCGAGGAAGCCGGACCGUUUGUGAGGCAACUCCCAGGGGGCUGGGACAUGACAAGGCUGGCACGCGAGACAGGAGGCCUUACAUUAUCACCCAACACAGAGGGAAAGCUCGCACUCCAUCUGCUCUUUGGCGAGAUGUUUCGACGAUGGGGCGAGGAGUACUGGAAAGCCCGCAAAUGA